UGAUUGUAUAGCAGAUCUAUUAGGAUCACUGCCUUUCCCAGAAUCUGUUCAGAAGAAAAAUGGCCGCUAAUUUCAUGACGCAAUCAUCUCUGCUUCAAUCAAAUCCUUCACUUUUUGCUAAAACCCUUCAAAACCCAUCUCUGUCUCGCCUCUCCAAGCUCUCUCCUUUACCGAGUUUUUGUUUUUUGCCCAAAAAGAGAACUGGAGCUGUUGGAAAACUAUCAUCGGGAUCGGCAGUAUCCGACUCAAAAUCUUCAAUUUUGGAAGACGAUAAAAACAGCAAGAGUCACAUUAUCGUCAUUGACAAUUAUGAUAGUUUCACCUACAAUCUUUGCCAGUAUAUGGGAGAGCUUGGAUGUCACUUUGAGGUUUAUCGAAAUGACGAGUUGACUGUAGAAGAGUUGAAAAGGAAAAAUCCAAGGGGAGUGCUUAUCUCCCCUGGUCCAGGAGCACCCCAAGAUUCCGGAAUAUCAUUGCAAACAGUUUUGGAACUUGGACCCAUUGUACCUUUAUUUGGUGUUUGUAUGGGUUUGCAGUGCAUUGGUGAGGCUUUUGGAGGAAAGAUAGUCCGUUCUCCCUAUGGCGUAAUGCACGGAAAAAGUUCUCCCGUGUAUUAUGAUGAGAAGGGGGAAGAUGGGUUAUUCGCUGGAUUAUCAAACCCUUUCAAUGCUGGAAGAUAUCAUAGUCUUGUGAUUGACAAGGACAGUUUUCCCGAGGAAGCACUUGAGGUUACCGCUUGGACAGAAGAUGGACUGAUUAUGGCUGCUCGGCACAAAGUCUAUAAGCAUAUUCAGGGCGUACAAUUCCAUCCGGAGAGCAUCAUAACUUCCGAAGGCAAAACAAUCGUUCGUAAUUUCAUCAAACUGGUAGAGAGAAAAGAGGCUGCUGAAUCCCAGAAUUAGAGGUCAUGUACUACACAAAAUUCCUUCAGACAUCAGUAUGGGACUGUAAGUUGCCGAUGCAUCCUUUCUUUGACGAUCAUGUAUUCGCGUAGGACAGUGAAUCCUUCGAUGGCUCAUUUCGGAAUACGUAUCAGAUUAUGAUACUAGACACAGAUACAUUAAGAAAAAUGAAAAGUUUGGAUACGUAUAGACGAAACCGAAUUUGCCCUUCCCUAAUAAAACCCCAUUUGAAUUCGUUUUCAAUGUUAGCAAAUGCAGAAAAGGGAAGUGAAAUGUAGGUUUCCAUCAACUUUGCACAUGAUUUUAUGUGGGUUGCUUUUGGAUAACUAUGAAACUCAUAAUAUUUUCUAUUUCCUUUU
Hibiscus syriacus is the source of this 1261-nucleotide messenger RNA. RefSeq names its product anthranilate synthase beta subunit 2, chloroplastic-like. The transcript is spliced from 8 exons. Gene Ontology annotation, biological process: L-tryptophan biosynthetic process. Bases 60 to 902 code for a protein of 280 amino acids. Lineage: Eukaryota; Viridiplantae; Streptophyta; Magnoliopsida; Malvales; Malvaceae. Gene Ontology annotation, cellular component: cytosol. The record is from RefSeq and is a predicted model, not a curated record.